UGGUAACCACCAUGGUAACGCUCAGCUGACCAAUCACAAUCGAGCAGGAAGUCCUCACAUUGAGCAGACAGGAGACCGUUCAUUGUGUAUACAUCUAUGCAGGAGACAGCGAUGAGUCAACGGGGAGGAUAACAUCUCAUUCCUUUCACUGUCAACAGAUGGAUAACAUGGAGACACCCCUGAGGGACGAACCCCAGACGGACUGGGUCUACUGCUGUGGAGCCGUCACAGAGGUCCUCAAGUUUGGCUCCUGUCAGUUACAGUCUGGACACAACAAGGUGCUUCUUCUCAUCAUCCCAGGUAACCCAGGUGUAGUGGGCUUCUACAGAACCUUCAUGCAAACACUUCACAGUAUGUUUGGAUACCGCCACCCAGUGUGGGCUGUGAGCCACGCUGGCCACUGUGCACCACCAGACUCCAUGGACAUGGUCGAAGACGCAUCCUCAGCAGAAGAGCGGGACGUGUUUGGUCUGAACGGGCAGAUUGAACACAAGCUGGCCUUCCUCAGGAGACAUGUCCCCAGAGAAACCAGUCUGGUGCUGGUGGGACACUCCAUCGGUUGCUACAUUAUUCUGGACAUGAUGAAGAGAGAUCCUGAACUCAAGGUCAUUAAGGCCAUCAUGCUGUUCCCCACCAUCGAGCGCAUGGCUCAGACUCCUCAGGGGAAGGUCAUGACCCCUGUGUUGUGUCACAUGCGCUACGUGGCCUACCUGCCUCUCUUCCUGCUCUCUCUGCUGCCUGAGGGACUCAAAGCCAGCCUGAUCAAACUGGUGUUAGGUGGCAUCCGCUCUCUGGACCACACCGUAGUCCAGCCCACUGUAGGUCUACUCAGUGGAGACUGUGCAGCCAAUGCCAUGUACAUGGGGGGUCAGGAGAUGAAGAAAGUUCUGGAAAGAGACAACGUAACCAUCGAGAAACAUCUUGAAAAGCUUCUGUUUUAUUACGGAGCGACGGACCACUGGUGCCCUGUGGAGUAUUAUCACGACAUCAAGCGGGACUUCCCUCACGGAGACUUCAGACUGUGUGAGAACGGGUUCCGCCACGCCUUCGUCCUGGAUACAGGAAGACAAGUUGCCAAAAUGGUGUUUGAAUGGAUCAGUGGAGGUUUGAGGACAUGACUUCACUCUGACAUGAGAACUGAUGAUGACACUGCAUCCGGGCCUUGGAGGACUUUUUAUCAGCACACGUCAUGGAACGGAGUGCUGAAGAAAUAUCAAAUAUGAAUUUAAAUAUAUUUUAUUGAUAGAAUGGCGUACUGUGGUUCCUAAUGUUGCUUUUUAUCUUCCAUGCCUUUUAUUUUUCAUUGAUUGACUUGUGUUAAUUGUACUUUGCUGUGAUGGAAAGUGAUGGGGAAAGUGCUGAACCGUUUAACCACAGGGCUCCAAGCACACUGAAAACACAAAGCAUCAGACAGGACUGAUAACAGAGCAAGUGAAGCUUAUCUACUGUAUGGUUCACAAACCAAGACUGAAAGAAAUAGUUUUAUUUAUAUACAUACUAAUAUAUUCAUUCCAAACUGGUUCUAGUUAUAGUAUAGUAGUAUAGUACUAGUAUAUAGUGAUUUGAUGAUGCACUGUAGUAACUUGGAUUUGAAACACAAACAGACUUUGUAAGAACUAAUCUGCUGAACAAGUGAUGACAAGAUAAGAGCUAAAAGACCUGGAGCAAGUCAUUAUUCAACUUUAAUGUUUCCACUCAGAAAGAACUUAAAAGCAUGAUAGAAAAGUGAUUAUACUAUACUGAGGUAAUACUACCACCUGUACCUUUAACAUGAUCAAUCUGGUUCUGUAGUGAAAACAUGAUCUGUAUGUUUUGAUGUAUAUAUAACGAUUAUUUAAGGGGAGACACUACUGGUCAAUUCUGAGAUUUUGGGCUAUUUUGCUUCUAUGACAUGUCUUAUUUCAGACUAGUGGAAAGAAAACAUCCAAAGUACACAUUAAGGUGUUUAUUUUACUACACUUUGUGUCUGUAGAUUUCUCCUAAAUUCACCCAAAGUUAACAUUAGAUAAUGUCUCAUUGACAUAUUUCAACAAAGCAUUUCAGAAAGGUUGUAAUACACAUAUAAUUGUCUUAUUGUCAGUAAUCAACUGGGAAAGUUUCAUGGUGAUAUCUGCUGGUUAAACUUUUUGAAAUGUAGUGUCAAAACAUAGUGAAUUUUACAAUCCAUAUUUUUAAAGGCUUUUUUCUCUCAGAUUCUGAGCCAGAAAUCUCCACUUCAGUGACAUCCACCAAACUUUCCAGUUUCAUUCCUCUCUAUAUUCUGAAGGUUUUUACAGAGGGUUUGUUCAGAUAUCAUUCAGAGCCUGAUAUACUGUAUAUAUAAAUAAUUUUAUCCCUGAAAACAUGGAGAAAAUGGAUCUUUUUUUGUCUGUUGACAGUAUUUUCUGAUUUAUGGAGUAAUACAAAGUGAUUUUUCCCUCAGUAAAAACCUUUGACUAUGUUUUGUCAUCAAAAUGAAAUGUUUGCAGAUUAGCACUAAUCUGA
Molecule: messenger RNA, 2484 nt
Organism: Sebastes umbrosus (honeycomb rockfish)
Lineage: Eukaryota; Metazoa; Chordata; Actinopteri; Perciformes; Sebastidae
Gene: ldah
Product: lipid droplet associated hydrolase
Exons: 7
Coding region: 159-1118 (319 amino acids)
Biological process (GO): lipid storage
Cellular component (GO): lipid droplet
Molecular function (GO): lipase activity
Source: RefSeq, a predicted model, not a curated record